CUCUGUUUUCUUGUUGACUGCAUAGUGAAAUGUAACAUGAAUUUUGAUGAAUUCUAUGGAAAACAAUUAAUAACAUAACCAAAUUGUUUUCUUCAGAAACCUUAUGAGUAGUAUAAAUAAUUUUGUGUUGUAUGAUUUAUAAACAUAUUAUAAAUUAAAAGUUGAAUGUACAAGAUACUAAAUCAAAAUGAUUGGUAAUUUGAAGUUUAUUGAUUUUUAUGAGUAUAAUUUUGAACCGUUAUCAAAGUUUUGUGUGCAAAUAAGUGAACAUCUCACAGCAAUAUCAACAAAUGAAGGAGUCUUACUUAUGAAGGUGCAUCCAGACUUGAGCCAAGAAGGAAAUGGUGUUAAUCACUACAAAUUAUUAAUUAAACCAUCCACAUAUAUGCUAAUGGAUCACCUUGAAAUUGAUCUGACUGGAUAUAUUUAUGAUUUGCCUCAAGAUUGUUUGUAUAAUUGUCUGCUUCAAAACAAUAUUUCUGGAAGUUUACCUCACCUUAAAAAGAAAAACUUCUAUAUGAGCAAAUUUAGCUUAGGUCCAAGAGAAUUGAUAGGUGAAGAAUGUGUUGUUGCAACUAUCACUGAUGCAUCCUCAGUAGAUAUUUAUGCUAAAAUUUGUCAUAUUAUUGGUUUGACCAAGUUUGAGCGUAUUCUGAAUGUAAAUGACUUACAUAUCAAGAAAUUUAAGUACAGAUGGAAGGGUUUGACUGACAAAUCAGCUGAAGAGUCACAGGAAGAACUAAUGCAUAGAUUGGCAAUGCAUUCAGCAACAGCUGUGUGUUGGACUCAUAUGCUAAAGGAUACAAAACGAGUUCAUGACAAAAAGGACAAUAGUGAAACAUUAGAGUAUUGUUGCUUAAUUGUUGCCUAUGCUGAUGGUAAUAUUGUAUUUUGGCAAUUAAAACAGAGUCCUGUAGAAGAUUACGAAAAUAUAACAUUAUUCUUUAUGUAUGAAUAUCAAUCAAAUAUGAAAAAUAUUACUCAAUUGUCUUGGCAUUCAUUAAAUGGAAACUCAGGAUUAUUAAUCAUUGGCGACAAGAGUGGCAAAUCAAUAGUUGUUUCAAUGCAAAAUUUAAUUCCAAAUUAUUGUAAAAAUGGCGAAGCAAUUAUUUUAACCGAUUCAACAGAUAUAUCAGUUGAAUAUAUUGAUGCAGAAGUCAAAGACAAUUACUUCAUUAUUUAUAUUGUUCAACAAUCUCAUGUUUUAAUAUUUUCUUUGAAUAAGGAUGGUGAAAUAUGCCAAAGAAUGGAUUAUAACUGCUCAAAUCUAAACAUCACUGGAUUCCAAAAGACAUUAGGUGGUUCAAUAAUUUUAUCUGCAGUCACUGGUGCCAUAAUUGAAAUUAAAACGUCAAUAAUUGAAAACAAGCUGAAGUUUGAAAAGCGGCAAAUAUAUUUGGACAUGGAUUGGGCGAAGAAUAUACUCCUAGGUUUUGCGCUUAGUAAAAACAAUGUUAUUCUAUCACUAGUUACUCGACAUAUAGGAUACCAUUACAAGGGACCAUUGAUGAUGAAGAUUUUUAACUUUUCUAACAAUGAGACACAAGCGCUGUCAGCGUUCAUGAAGUUGGAUCGAAUUUAUGAUGGACUGGAUUUAUUAGAACUGCUAAAAAUUAGAUCCGUUGAGAAUAAAGUAAUAAUUGGAAACGAAUUUCCGGCAGAUAUGGAUUACGACAAUUUAACACUAGCAGAGCUUAAAAAGUAUCUAUGCAUUGCGAAAAUAUCGGAAAUAGUUUCGAAUCAAGUCGACUCAAUCACCCAAUACAAUAUUAAGCAAGCAUCGGAUAUAACCAUGAUGAUAUAUACACAGUUGUGUAUGUAUUUACUUGGUGAGAUUGUCAAAGAAUUGAAAUCCAAGGGGGCUGUUUCUGUCUACAAACAGGAAGUCGGCCAUAUUUGCUAUACGCAUUUGAAAGAUAUUGUGAUAUCAGACUUUUUGCAUGUGCAUAAUCUCAAGAAAAAUUAUGUAAAUGUAAUUAUAAAGUUGUUGCAUGAAUGCACUGGCUUAAAUUUGCAGGAAGAUAUGCUAUGCAAAAUUUGUGAGCAACCAUUCGUUGGAUUGUCGUGCCCUUCGCGGCAUGCCGACAGCAGAUGUUCUUUUUCAAUGGUGCAAAUUACAUACCCAAAGUUAAAAUGUCCUUUAUGCGGAUCUUAUGUAGCUGAGGAGGCAGUGGCGUUUAGUAAAAACUUGAGUUGCACCAUGUGUGACUCACCGCUGGAAACUAUAGUUGGAAAAGUACAACAACCAUUCGAAUUUAAACAAUUUUGUAAGGAUGAUUGCCUAAGUAAUGUGUGAUGAUAAAGGUUCGUGUAUUGUAAAUAAUUUUAUUUUUCAAUUUAUACACAAUUAUAGUUGAAUUCUGGAUUAUUGUUAUAACAGUUAAUGUUAUAGUUAUUGUUAAAAUUACUGAAAUGAAA
Messenger RNA from Dalotia coriaria, 2418 nucleotides. RefSeq lists its product as uncharacterized. The record is from RefSeq and is a predicted model, not a curated record. The transcript is spliced from 5 exons. Gene Ontology annotation, molecular function: histone acetyltransferase activity; protein binding. Gene Ontology annotation, biological process: transcription initiation at RNA polymerase III promoter. Bases 188 to 2296 code for a protein of 702 amino acids. NCBI's taxonomy places the organism in Eukaryota, Metazoa, Arthropoda, Insecta, Coleoptera, Staphylinidae. Gene Ontology annotation, cellular component: transcription factor TFIIIC complex.